Molecule: messenger RNA, 1932 nt
Organism: Suillus bovinus
Lineage: Eukaryota; Fungi; Basidiomycota; Agaricomycetes; Boletales; Suillaceae
Exons: 2
Coding region: 179-1771 (530 amino acids)
Source: RefSeq, a predicted model, not a curated record
UUAAAUCUCGUUGUAUCACACUGUUUGUACCUCAGCGGUCCUUUCACCAACGUUGAGACUCAAUAUUCAUAGUGGUCCUUUCACCACCGAGACCCGUCUUUUAGGUUCUACUCCUAACAGAUCGCACAUUGAUCAAUCGAUCAACGCUUGAGACUAUCAUCUAGGUCUCAGUACAGGCAUGGGAACUCGCGGAUACUACGUGCUCCGCUAUCGGAACAUUUAUUUCGCUCAAUACCACAAUUCUGAUAGCUAUCCAGAAGGGCUUGGCGUAAAUGUGCUCGAGACCAUGCAACAUCACAAUGCCAUCGCGACCUAUCGGCAGGUGUUGGGAGAGAUACUGGACGGGGUGCAAAGUCUAUCAGAUUCUCUCAUAAUCAUAGAAGGCGGUGAUGAUUUCUCGCCCCCAUCCCGGGUGCGACCUAAAAAUGACAUCUUCAUCGAAUGGAUCUAUGAAGUAGAUCUUGAUCGCAACAUCUUCCACAUAAACGGGAUGCCUUUUUUCUCCUUAGAAUGCCUUCCGUCGACGUAUGAUUUUACUGAGUACGUUUCCGAAGACCAUUACGGCAACCUAGCUUGCGCAUCACGAUGCCCCCCUGAGCACAGGUACAAGAGGCCAACACCACCGACCGUCAAUGAUUCUGGCAUCGCAACGUACCAAUCUUUUACGUGCACUGGAUCUCAUGUGGCUUUGAGCGACCUGCUCGCCAUUAGUGACUUCCCAUCUCCAGAUGAACGUAUUCGAAUCUCGUUGCUAGAGGUCAUGAUUGGGCAGUGCAUGGUUAGCCGAGCCAUUGCCAAGCACGUCUACGAUAUCGAGCUUUUAUUUGAUCACAGCCAACUCAUGGACGAUCAGUGGUCAAUUGCAUGCUUCAUGGCCAGCAUCACGUUUGUUCCUCAGAUAUACGACAAUAUCAGUCAUAUUUACCAUCUCGAGCCGAAAAGAAAAGAGUUCACAUGGGUUCGCGAAGACACUGUUGUCUGCAUCGCAACACAUCUUGACGACGAGCGAUGCUUACAGGCUUCUGUGUCACGCCUGAUCAAUGCGAUCAUGGAGCAGAAGCAUAAUCCUGGUGAAUACUUUGGAAUCGCGUUCUCCGUCUACCAUUGUGCAAUCGUCAAAGUCGUCAAAGACGCGCACACGACGACAUUCAGUCACACAAACGCCCUCCAGUUUCUACCAUCAUUCUACGCAUCUUCACCUUCUACGCCAGGUAUCACUGCCCUCGCUCGCCUUGGCUUUCGCAUCGACCCCGCACUCUUUGAGCGCGCUGUGGAGAUUUGCUACCACAAUCGUUUUCGUGAUAAAACGAGGAAAUUCGUUCAGGGAGUUGAUAGCAGUGAUGAUGUGCCAUCCAACACCACAUGUCCACCGCUGCCUUUUGAGCUUUGGAAAGAGAUCGCCCUCUAUCUCUAUUAUUAUGAGCUCACCCCCUUCGGAUUGGUUUCGAAACUAUUUCGUGAAGUAGCCUCGACGGUACUCCGCCAUCCCCACGUCUGUGGAUAUCGCCUGGUCGCUGAUUCCAGAACAAAAAAAAUCAAAGAUAAACGUCAUUCUUUGCGUGCUGCAACUUUUUCUGCUGUACGAGCUGGCAACAUUCCUGCUUCUGUGAUCGUUGGGUUGCAGUUCAAAGGCGAAGAACCACAGAGAAUAAACAUGCCGCUCACCGUUAAACAUGAAUCGCUUUGGGUGCUCUUUUCAGCCAUUGACGAGACGGUCCCGAAGACGGCUGAUAAAAAGCUCGUUGGAGAUGGACAAUUAAAUCCCUCGUAGUGUUUAGCACGACUAGGGGCUCUGAUGUCUUCAAUCCGGGUGCACACAUAGGUUCUUUUGACUCCCGUGUAGUUGAUGCUCCGUUACAAGUUAGACGAUAGAAAUUUCAACAGAAAAUUUAUCAACUCAAGUUCGCAAUGCCAUUUCUUUUUUGUUACAUA